CGGGAGGGGCAGGGGGAGCGACCUGCACCGGCUUGGUUCUCGGCGCACUGACUGGCAGGCUAGGGCUGGCUACAGGAGUGAAGCUGUAUAAUGCCCACACGAUGGACAAAGAAUUAGAAGCUGAGAUCCACCCAUUGAAGCAUGACGACGAAAAGCCUCGGGGGAAUUCGGAAAGCCGAACUGAAAAGGAUGGUUCCUUUAAGAAAGCAUCUCAUCAUUCCCGGUUUGCCCAGUGCCGCACAGUGGUUUUUUUCUUUUUGUUAUUUACCUGCCUCUUUGUGGUAUUCAUCAUUUCAUUCAUCAUCCCAUGUCCAGAUCGGCCUAUAUCACAAAAAAUGUGGGAAAUAAAUUAUAACACAGCAGUAUCCUAUGACUUCAUGGCAUUUAAAGAUAUAAACGAAGACACAGUUCAAGAUAUUAUUUUUCUUUAUAAAGACAGCAACAGCAGCAGCAGUUUUAACAUAUCCUGCGCAGAUGAAGGCUUCUCUCCAUGCGUCUUUCUGGCCGCGGUGUCUGGCGCCAAUGGCAGCCUGCUCUGGGAGAAGCCUGUAGCUCAGGAGGUGGCCAACAUGGAAUGUUUUGAUCACCAGACGACCAAGGGGCCACCCCCACUCUCAGGCUGCUUCAUUGUGGGGAAAUAUAAUUCUUUCCUUGCAGUUGAUUCUUCCACAGGGGAAAUACUGUGGAAACUGCCUUCGAGCUUUGGAGUUAAUACCUCAAUACUGACCCCCUUCCUGAAUAUACCUGAUGUGACUGAUGAUGAGGUUCAAGACCUGCUACUCUUCCUCAAAUCGGGGAGAGAGAUUAAAAGUUACCUCUUUUCAAGCAGUACUGGUGAACAAGUUGGUUUCGUGAGCCGCCUAAAUCUAGAAGGAGAUGUUGGUUAUGUCAUGCAUGUCACAAACACUGGAGCCUACUACAUUAUUUUUCAUUCCGCAUCUUCCCUCUAUGGAUAUUCUCUGAAGGAUCUUUAUGAGCAAAUGACUGGAAAAAAGAACAAAUUUGAGGAAGAUCCUUACUGGAAGAUAAUGAUUGACAAUGCUACCCACAGAAUACCUCCUUCUCACAGCUGGGGAACAAUCCGUUACCUGAUGAAAGUACCUGGGAGUGCAGGGGAAGACAUACUCCUCGUGAAAUCAGAUGCAUGUGAGCUGCUGGAUGGGCAGACGCUUAUUUCGAAGUGGACCCUCAACACAUCUGAAGUUGUGAGAAAACCAGUCCUUGGCUACUACAAACCAGGUGCACUUGCUAUAGUCCUUGAAAAUGGAACCGGUGAACAAAGAAAGAUCUUGAUUGUGGAUGCUGCUUCGGGAGCCAUCCUUUGGAGCUACACCCUGAAUUCAUUUGCAGGGACCCCCAAGUCAGCCACUGUAAAGACAGCAGACCGACGUUCUGCCUUCUUCUUCUGGAGCACCACUAACCAGAUGGAAACUGUUGACUUGCAGAAAAACCUGUAUAUGUUCCACCCCACUUUUCCCAAUAUCUUUUUGGAACUCACCAACAUUACCAAGAACAUUGUGGCCUUUAAUGUGCUAUUUGAGCAGAACCACCAUGCCUCUUAUGUGCUGCUGACUGGGCCCACGAAUCAAGAAUGGCCUGGCCCAGUGUCUUUGUCAAAGCAAAAAGUGAAGGAGAAUGUCCUAACUGCUCAGGUGAUCUGGCUGGGACCGACACGGCGUGAGAAUGAACAGACCAUUAAAGACCGGUUUUAUGAGCUGAGAUACAAGAGAGAAGCAUAAAUUCUUCAGCAGACGAUGUCUGGUUUUUUCCCCUGGUUUUUCUUCCUCCUCCUUAAGAAACCAACUGAAGAAAUUAAAAUCCAAGAAAGCUCUACUUCUCGCGUGUUCUCCACACUGACCUAAGCAUAGGCCAGAAGUGCAGUUUCCUCCUCUUGUGGAGACAAGAAUUGGAGUCGUUGGUCCCAAGUCUCUCUCCAGGUGCCUUCCUCGGUCUCUCAGAUUUUUUUCAUGUUCCUUAUGAAUAAGGAACAGUUAGGAAAGGUAAUUCAGGGGAAGCCUAAUUCAUUACACCUUUGAUAGCAUUAAUCUCGCUUUCUUGGUGUGUCUCCACUCCCUUGGCUUGGGUGUAGGGUGGAGGGGUGCUUCUCUCUAAGGCAGGCCUGCACUACAUACGGCCCACUGGCCGCUUGUAGGGUUGCCACUGAGCACUCUCCUGUUUGUCUCCGUGGCAACCAACCAUCGUCAGUCUAUCUCAAGUCUAACCUAUCUGCAGCCCCAGGAAUUUUAGCCUGUUUUAAUUUUGGCCCCUACCUACUGCCAAGUUGUGCAGAUCUGCUCUAAGGCUUAGUACAAGGAGCCUCUCCGAGUUCAAACAGGUUCUGCCUCUUCCCUGUCUUGGGUUCACAGCCUUGGGCAAAGCUUCUCUAAAGACAGCCUUUCUAGGCCCUGCCCAGCCCUCCAGGCUAAGCAGGAGGCCAUUCACUUUACUGUAGGGCCAACUGAAUCCAUUUCUGUUGAGAUAUCCUCCUAGAAGGCAUAUGGGGUUUGGGGCUGCUUUGUUAGGUUGGGGGAGGUGGACCGCUUACCUCUAUCCAGGAGCAUCUCCAUCUAGCCAAGCUGGCAGGAGCCCCUGAGGGUCUUGAGAAAGGAAAUAAGGUAACCCCCAGGAUGACUGAGCAAUGCUGAUACCUUUGGGAGAUUCUGAAGCAGGUGAUAAAUCUGCUGUCCCUCCUCCAGCUUUGCCUAACUUGAUACGGAAACUCUUCUGUUCCUGGUCAGAUAGCAGCAUCUCUUUAAAUAAGAUCCUAACACCUAACUCCACAGAGACACUGCCGAUCUGACUCUUCCCCUGCUUGCAGCCACUUAGAUUAUACUAACUUCCAGGCUGGCACUGGACUUUGGGGGUGUCCUGGUGACUGCUGCUUUGGCUCCUCUGCCUCAGACCCUCUUCUGCCCCCAAAUCCUAAUUCAGGAAGCUUUCUUUGUCUUAGAGAUUUUGGCCUGUAGGAGCCCCUUGGACUCAGUCCCUGGGGGGGAGCUGGGCUUCAGAGACUCCAUGGCUAAGUUUGGGAGAGAGAGCACGGUUCCCAGUAUCUUUCUGAUGAGCAGCAGGCCCCGUGUGUAGCAGUGCAUUGAUGGGGGGCAAGUUGCUCACAGAAUUUGGUGGUUUUAAACUAUACACAUUGGAUACUUUGUACCAUAAAUUCCAAAACAUACCCAGCAGAGGUAACACACACUAGGGAAAAUUCUUUACACCAGCAUCUGUAGGAAACAAUGGGUUUCUUGGGUGUUUCACUCUGGGCCUGUUCUUUAUGGAAUCAAAAUGAACUGGACUAGUCGCCUGCUAAAGUCAGAAACGUGAAGUGAAGGCCCUCCGUGCUGCACUACCGUUCAACGCCAGACGGCCGAGCCCCUCCCAGGGCCACAGCGGCGCUUCUGCAGGGAGGCCUGGGAUGACAGCAUUCCCCUGGGCUUGGUGACUUAGGUAACCAAGGACUUCCUUUGGUGCCUUGUUGAUCUUGAGCCCCUCUCAGGGCAGGUGCAGCUUAGGACCUGCCCUAGGUCAUGGAGCUUGACUUUAUAACCUAAUACAAAUUGAUUUGAACCACUGAUCUUUUGCAAUAAAUGUUUUUGUAUUGUUUGUAAAGGC
Molecule: messenger RNA, 3609 nt
Organism: Vombatus ursinus (common wombat)
Lineage: Eukaryota; Metazoa; Chordata; Mammalia; Diprotodontia; Vombatidae
Product: protein FAM234A-like
Exons: 12
Coding region: 102-1739 (545 amino acids)
Source: RefSeq, a predicted model, not a curated record